AAAAUUUUAGAAUAAAUUACACACUAAUAAUCUAUUGGAUGGAUAAAAGAUUCAAACAUACUUUAGUUGCCCAUAAAAUAUGUCCUUACUGUAUGAAAGUCCUAACAGUUAUGAGACACAAAAAUGUGAAAUUCGAAAUCAAAUUCAUUGAAACUCACAAUAAACCAGAAUGGUUUCUUAGAAUUAGUCCUCUAGGGAGCGUACCCAUUCUAAUCAUAGGAGAAGAAAUUGUUUUAUCAGAAUCGGCAGUAAUUAUGGAAUAUAUUGACGAAAUCACUCCUCCUAAAUUGAUGCCAGAUGAUCCUCUAGAGAAAGCUAUAGACAGAGCCAAGUUCGAAUUUUCCAAUGAGAUUAUUCGAAAUCUUUAUUCUUUCAUUUUCUCUACUGAAUAAGAAAAAUUUGUUAGAUAAAAAGAAUGGCUAAUGAAACAUUUCAAAUGGAUCGAAGAAUGGUUAAAGGACAAAAAGUACAUAAACGGAAAUGAGCUAUCCCUGGUGGACCUAAGUUUUGUUCCAUUGUUUGUUGCAUUGAAUAUGCUCAAAUCUACAUUACCAUGUGAUAUGUUGAAAGACUUUAAAAGAUUAAAAAUGUAUGGAGAAAUGAUAACAUCCUUGCCUUGUGUGAAAACUGGGAGAGUUCCAGAUUAUGAAUUUCUGAUGAUCGAUGGCAUCAAGAGUCAGAAUACAGUUCUCUAUAGAUCUAAUCCAUGUUACUUCAAUAACGGUGUUAAGCCUUAAGGAUGUUGUCUCUUUCGUAAUUGAUUAGUUUUAUAAAUCAAUUUUUCUUCCUUAUUAUUGCUAAUUUCAUUCUA
This is a messenger RNA of Paramecium tetraurelia, 811 nucleotides long. RefSeq lists its product as uncharacterized. The record is from RefSeq and is a predicted model, not a curated record. Gene Ontology annotation, cellular component: cytoplasm. NCBI's taxonomy places the organism in Eukaryota, Ciliophora, Oligohymenophorea, Peniculida, Parameciidae. The transcript has 4 exons.